CUGACAGUGGUGAGGUCUGUUAGGUCGCGGGGAGGCCGUACCCCUCUUAAAUUUUCAUGAAGAUUCUUAUUUCAUAAUUCACUAACACAAUUCUUGGUAUUUGUUGUGGUGAGUGGUGCGAAUGUCUAUAAACUAUAAAGUCCUAGUAUGAAAAAAGCGUGUGUUUAAUUGCUGAUGUGUGUGUGAAAUGUGAAUAUAGAAUGGUUUUUAAACGCAAAACCUGACCCAAGUGAACAUGUUAAGAUAUAUAAGAUCUUCUAUGGAAAUAAAGAUUUCUACAGGUUGCACUUAUACAAUGUAAAUAAAGUACCUGUGCGUGUCAGACAGCAGACUGAACAAAUAGAUAAUUUAGCAUAUGACUAUUAUGCUUUCGUGAGACAUGGAGUCCGGAACAGAUUGGUUGUGUGAAAUUUUACAGACUGUUCAAUUAGAACACUUCUAUUUGCCCAUACGUGAUCAGUUACAGAUUACAAGGUUAGCACAUUUUGAUUAUGUUCAUGCAGAAGACCUUGAAAGAAUUGGUAUUAGUAAACCAGGUAUUCGCAGACUUCUUGAUGCUGUAAGGAAGAAAAAACUACAGCAAUGGAAUCGCAAAUUCUGGAAUAAACUUUUUGGUUCAUCAUCAUCUGCAACCAAGGAAAAGGCUGACUUGGCAUUAAAACCACAAGCACAGAGUGAACCUCGGACCACUUGUAUCAUACUGGAGAAAGACCUGAUAUUGCAUAAUGAGCUAGGAAAGGGAUCAUUUGGUGUAGUGAGAAGAGGAGAAUGGAAAGUAUCAAAUCAACAGAACCAAAGUAUUCCAGUUGCUGUAAAAGUAUUGAAAGCUGAUGCAUUCUCUCAACCAGGAAUUUAUGAUGACUUCAGAAGAGAAGUAGAAGCAAUGCAUAGUCUGAAACACCCUAAUCUGAUCAAAUUACAUGGUGUAGUAUUUCAUCCACUAAUGAUGGUGUGUGAACUGGCUACAAUGGGAGCCUUAUUAGAUUAUAUAAGAGCGCAGAAUGAGAAAGUGUCACUGCAGUACAUAUCAAAGUGGUCUAAGCAAGUUGCUGCUGGAAUGGAAUAUUUGGAAAGAAGUCGAUUUCUACACAGAGAUCUAGCAUGUAGAAAUAUAUUGUUGUCUAGUUUAGAAUUGGUUAAAAUUGGUGACUUUGGUUUAAUGCGAGCUUUGCCUGAUGCAGAUGAUUGCUAUGUUAUGAGUGAACGACGUAGGGUGCCUUUCCCAUGGUGUGCACCUGAGUCUCUACGGUCCAGGCAAUUCUCACAUGCAUCUGAUGUGUGGAUGUUUGCUGUGGCCCUGUGGGAAAUGUAUACUUUUGGAGAUGAACCCUGGAUAGGUUUGAAUGGAUCAGAGAUACUGAGAUUGAUUAUGAGAGAAGGACAACGUCUUUCGCCACCAUCGGCAUGUCCGCCUGAUGUAUAUAUGUUGAUGAUGCAGUGUUGGGAUCUCAAUCCGAAAGACAGACCCACCUUUGCUGGUAUUCUGAGAUAUAUGGAAAUGAAUAACUUUGAAACUGCCAUCGCUAAUUUAAGUUAUAGAAAACAAGGUCAAAUGAGUAUCGAGGCCGGGGACUCUAUUAUCUUGAUUGAUAAACGAGCAGAACUUCAUUGGUGGAAGGGACAGAAUCAAAGAACACUAGUUGUAGGACUGUUUCCUAGUAACAUAGUGACUGUUGCUAAAAGCAAGACCCCAAUGCACAUCAAAAAGGCGCAAACAUUAUCGCCAAGUAGACGAGUGUCGAAUCCCAGUACAAUAGUGUCGUCAGACGACGCGGAGGUAAUACUGCGCAAACGUCGCACCAUCGAAUCUACCCAGCCUGCGAGUACGCGGGCUGGCAACAGCGCUAGCAAACACUUCAACUACAACAAGCUGAUCAACGACAGGACAUUGCUCAACGAACGGGUAGCGAGGGCCGCUAGAGACAACCAGUCAAAGAGCUUGAACCAAGUGAGAGAAGAUCUGCUAAUCGAUUUAGAUCUACCGCCAUCUACGAACAAAAAUUCGCCGGGAAAAGCAUCCGCUAUACACAACAUAUCAAUAUUGGAUGAGCCCAUCGAUAUACCGGAAGUUGGACAAGCAGAUUGGGGCCAGAGUAUCGAAAGUCUACCCACAUACAGCGCAAACACCAACGAUACACAAACCUAUCCUAAUCUUUACGGUGCUAGGUCAUUAGAUGCACUAAACGUGGCCGUUACCUCGGUUGAUCCCUUCGACCUAUCCACAAUCUGGCCAGUCACCCAAAACUCACAUACAAGACCUAACUAUGAUAUUCACCCUGGAAAUAUUACAACUCACGAAUCUCAAAUACCUACAAAUUACUCACAUACGCAAACAUAUAAUACACAAACACUGCCAUACGUUAGUCAUAAUCAACCGAAUAAUGCUCUCUCCUUAGAUAAAUAUUCUAGUGAUUUUAAUCCCGUUAAGUCCUUAGCACAAAUGUCGUUAGACGAUCGAAUAUCGGAGUCGCUGAAUCUCAGAUCGAAGAACACAAACUACGAUAAUAUUUACUCGAAUUGUAGAAUAGAAAAUGAACCGUCGACAUCCAGUGGUAAUGUAAAUGAGAGCAGAGAAGAUAUUCCCGUUUACCAAUCAUUUGACGCGAAUCCGGCACAAGAGCAGUUCAUUCGCGAAACAAAAGAUUACUACACGAAAUUCUCAACGCCGGCGAGUCAGAAUAGUAGCAACUACGAGAAGAAUAUAUACGUGCCAAAGUACGAUGAGAGCGAAAAGUUAGGCAACUUCAGUGAGUCGGUGGAGAAUUCUAAGAAUUAUUCCGCGUUGAAGUAUCAGAAUUUUAAUCAGUAUUCGAGUUAUGGUUAUGGUGCGUCCAGUUCGCGGGGGUAUGAUGAGGUUAAUGAUGCGGAGAGUAAUUGUUAUAGUGAGAUUGAUGAAGAUAAUCGGUACGCACGUGCUACGUACGCAAAUGCCGGCUUGUACGAUGACGUAUACGAACCGACGCUCCGCCCACAUAGGCCCGCACCCCCUUGCCCGUCCAAACCUAAAUGAUACCAUAUGUGUAAAAAAUACAACUAGUGAAUCAAAAAAGACGAAGUAAUGAUAGAGGUCGGCCAUUUUGUCCGCGCCAUCUGCGUCUCUGCACUGUACUGAUUCGCUCAGUGGCGAACCGGUACUCGUAGGUUUUUUUUUUAUGAAAAUAAGGGACAAGACGAGCAGGACGUUCAGCUGAUGGUAAUUGAUACGCCCUGCCCAUUACAAUGCAGUGCCGCUCAGGAUUCUUGAAACCCCCAAAAAUUCUGAGCGGCAUUACAACUGCGCCUGUCACCUUGAGACAAGAUUUUAAGUCUCAUUUGCCCAGUAAUUUCACUAGCUACGGCGCCGUUCAGACCGAAACACAGUAAUGCUUACACAUUACUGCUUCACGGCAGAAAUAGGCGCCGUUGUGGUACCCAUAAUCUAGCCGGCAUCCUGUGCAAAAGAGCUGGUAAUGGUAAAGGUACGUAAAAUAUGCGAAAUAACUGUGUGUCAAGUCUUGGAACCUAAAAUAUAUUUUCUAAUCAGUUAACGUAAAUGUAACUAAAGUACGCAGAAAACUUUUUAUUCAGUUUUGUUCUACCUUAAAUUUUGCGGUAUUUGAUUAUUUAAGUUCAUUAUUAGAGUCAUUUCAUGUCUGUAUUUCACUUAUCUAUCUAUCUGUCUAUAUAUAUAAAAAUGAAUCGUUAGUCUCUCUAAAACUCGAGAACGGCUGGACCGAUAUGGCUAAUUUUGGUCUUGAAUUAUUUGUGGAAGUCCAGGGAAGGUUUAAAAGGUGAAUAAAUAGGAAAAUGCUGCUAAAUGAAAUAAAAACAACAAUUUUGUUUUUCCUUUGAUGUGUCCAUACAUAAUUUCUAUGAGAGAAUUUAAUGACGCACGGUUUGACAGUUCUGCUGUGAAACAAUUUCAUUACGACAGCAGGGUGCAUAUUUUACGAAGUAAUUUUUUAUGUUAUGAUAUAUUAAUGACAAAAUUGUGCAAUAAAUGAAAAUACAAGUCUACGAAAGUGUGGAAUAAUAAAUUAUUUUAUUCAAAAUCUCAAACUGAAAAAGUGAAAUUUUCAAGCAAAAUAAAUAUCUAAAUAAAUUUAAAAGUAUGCGGUUUGUUUUGACAGCUUACCUACACUUGGAUCUUCCAACAUACCAGCAACAAAUGCACCCGAGCGAAAACCGGCUUUUUUGUCGGCUUUUGUUUCUAUUCUCGUUUGACUAUUUGACGAAAUGGAAAUGAACUAAGUUCACUUUUUCAUCCCGGGUUUUUUUUGCUGGUUGCGUAUUAAUUUUUAUUAACCUGUAUACGCAAACAUAGAAGUAGUUUGUGUCAAAUUCAUCGUAAAAUCAUUAUAAUAAAACAAAAAAACUCAAUUUACAAGUACACACAAAGUUAAAAGCAUAAGUUUCCAUUUCAUCGUAAAAAAUACCAUAUUUACUAAUAAUUGAACUUGCUAAAAUUUGAAGCAAUCUCACAACCAGCUAUGAAGUCUCUGUAAAAGGCACAUUUAUUCCGGAAUAAUUGAUACAAUCGGAUUUUGAUCAGUAAUAAAUUAAUGGUUGCUUAAUACUAAGCUAAACAUUUUGAAUAUUUUAGUAAACACGUGUUACUUACCUCUCCAAAGGUACACAUUAAAAUAUCAACUAUGUGUUAUAAGUAUAAGUUUUAUAAAUCUCCGAUGUUAAUACAUACAUUUCGCAAUAUGAGGCAAUGUCGCUGUUGAAAUGUAUUAAAUUUAAGAUUCUAAUUUCUUUGGCUGUGUCAAGUAAUGUACUUUCUAUAUAUUACUAGCUGCCCCGACAGACGUUGUUCUGUAGAUAAUAAAAAAAUACUAUUUUAUAGCAAAUUGCCAAUAAUAUUUCAAAACAUCAAGAAUUAUUUCGUAAAAAUGCUCCCUGUUGUUAUAAUGAAAUUGUUUCACAGCGGAACUGUCAAACCGUGCGUCACUAAAUUCUCUCAUAGAAAAAAUGUCCAUACAAAACAACUAUUGUUAUAUAAAAAUAAUUAUGGGUCCCAAAUCGAAAUAAAAACUAUCCUAUCUUUCAAGUUGGAUCAAACUGCACUCCAUGAAGUAAUCCCCAUUAAAAUCCGUUCAUUAGUUUAGGAGUCUAUCGCGGACAAACAACGUGUCACGUAAUUUAUAUAUAUUAAUAUUUACUUAAUUAAAGAACUUUUAAAAUGAAAUGAAUGAAUUAGUAAUAGCAGCUAAAUUUAAAACCGAUUAUAUAUAACAUAGCAAGCUUUUGUGACAACCCUAGCAUAUUUCAGUGACUAGAUGUCGAUACAACGUUGGGCGAUAUUUAGCGUUUAAAAGAGUUGACACACUAAUAGUAUUUAUUACACAUUUACUCAUACUGUUUAGUUAUAGUUUAUGCUUUUGCCAAAAUUAUUGUAAGGUGUUCAUAUUGGCUAUUUGUUUUUAGUAGAGCCAUAAAACCUGAUGUAUUUUUUUUAAUUUUAAUUAUUUUCUCAAUAAAAUUGAGUUUAUAAUUUAUUCAACAUAAAAACCUCCUUGAGAACGCCUAUAUUUGAAAUAUUAAAAAUAAGCGAGGCUAUAUCCAAAACUUACACAUAUUUUUUUUUAUAGUAUCUAUAUUUGUCGUACAGUUUUCGGAGAUAAUAAUUCUGUAUAAAACUAGUAAUUAAUCAUGAGUUGUAUAGGUAUCAUUCAAGCUUAGUUGAUUAUUUAAUUAUCUUCAAAGUUAUGAAUUAUUUGGGCUCUGACAUAAUUUCUUAAGUGAACAACUUUGUAAGACUUGCUAUUAAUUGCGUCAAAAUUUAGAUGGUUAUGGAGUAUUCAUCUCAACGAAGAAGGCGUUAGACAUCUAAUAGACUACAAUAAUUACUUCAAGUGAAACCCAGACUUUUAGAAUCAUUUGUCGUGUACGUUAUUGAAGUUAUACCUCUUUUGGCGCGUUACGGUAAAAUUAUCAUAGUGAUAUUAAAAUGCGCGCGCACACCGUCCCGCAAUAUCGACACUCCGACGUUAGCUGGUCAACUAGACCAUUUGUAUCAUACUUCGGCUACCAAGCCUCUUGUAACUCAUAUGUCUACUAAAAUACAACCAAUGGACGAGAAUUAAAUAAAUUUAAUUUAAUGAUAUUAAAUUUCAUGUUUAUUAACUAAAUUAUGCGAAUAAUUAAUAUUUUCAUUGGUCGUAUUUAAUACCUCCUUCUGUAUUGUUUUUUUCUACAAACGUAAAAUAGCCCGAGGGAUAAAUUUGGAUCUGUCGUUUCGUCCAUCUACGUGAUAUCACGUUAAAAAUGGUAAACCACGAAGCAAGUAUAAGUGGUUCAUAUGUUUGGCGCUUUUUUCAGUUAUAUACUCUAUGUAAGAUGGAUACUCAAAUACUUACCCUUAAUUUUAUUAUUAAAAAAAAAACGGUGCCCCACCCCUAAUGUACCUGUCUUAGAAUAUGUAUUAGAUUUAUUAUUACUUGAAGUAUAUGCAUAUAUAGAAAUAUAUAAGGUAGCUGUUUUGACGUAGUUUUUAAAUAUUUACAUUUUACUUAUAGCAAUAGGUAAACUUAUAGUAUGUGAUUACUAUUAAAGAAGUCUUUCUUAUCCCAGUAAUUUUAAUGCAAUUCUUAUAGCAACUAAAAAGUUUGGUUUUUUUAAUGUUUUUAUGAACUCAUGUUCCUAGAUAAAAGGCACACUCGAGAUUAUAGUCUUUAUUAACUGUUUAUUUUAGUGUAAUGUAAAGUUAUGAUAGUCAUAAUUUUAAACUGAUAAAAAGUUUAUAAUAAAUAUUUUUUGUAAUUAAAA
Molecule: messenger RNA, 6750 nt
Organism: Leptidea sinapis
Lineage: Eukaryota; Metazoa; Arthropoda; Insecta; Lepidoptera; Pieridae
Gene: Ack
Product: activated Cdc42 kinase Ack-like
Exons: 10
Coding region: 380-3010 (876 amino acids)
Biological process (GO): protein phosphorylation
Molecular function (GO): protein binding; protein tyrosine kinase activity; ATP binding
Source: RefSeq, a predicted model, not a curated record